Anguilla rostrata (American eel) is the source of this 6465-nucleotide messenger RNA. RefSeq names its product metaxin 3 (gene mtx3). The transcript is spliced from 9 exons. Gene Ontology annotation, cellular component: SAM complex; cytoplasm. The record is from RefSeq and is a predicted model, not a curated record. Lineage: Eukaryota; Metazoa; Chordata; Actinopteri; Anguilliformes; Anguillidae. Bases 36 to 950 code for a protein of 304 amino acids. Gene Ontology annotation, biological process: mitochondrion organization.
UGUAAAUUCCUGACUUCCUGUUCAGUGACAUAAACAUGGCGGCUCCCAUGGAACUCAGUUGUUGGGGAGGCGAUUGGGGCUUACCAUCUGUGCACACAGAUUCCCUCGUUGUGCUGGCUUACGCAAAAUUUUCAGGGGCAAAGCUAACAAUUGAGCCAGUUGACUGGACAUGGAAGACAUUGACAGGAACGGUGCCAUCCCUGCACUGUGAAGGAAUCAUGGUGACAGAACCAGUGCAAAUUCUCAACUUCUUAAGAAAAGGGAGACACAAUGCUGACUACGAGCUCACAGCCAAACAGGGGGCAGACACAAUGGCAUAUAUUGCGUUGCUUCAGGAGAAACUACAGCCGGCGUUGCUGCACACGUUCUGGGUGGACGCGGAGAACUACGCCAACCUGACCCGGCCGUGGUUCGCCUCCCGCUCCCCGUUCCCGCUCAAUUUCUUCCUCCCGAGCCGGCUGGCCAGCGCGGCCCUGUCCCGCAUCCUCCUGACCAAAGGGGAGUCCCCGCUGCAUAGCAUCACGGACGUGGAGGCCAAGAUUUACAGCGAAGCUAAAGAGUGCCUGAAUCUGCUGUCAUACAGACUAGGAUCAUCUCAGUAUUUCUUCGGAAGCACGCCGGCUAGCCUGGAUGCCUUCGUGUUUGGCUACAUCGCCCCCCUCCAUAAGGCCAUCCUCCCCAGCGGUCAGCUCCAGCAGCACCUGAAGCAGCUGUCCAACCUGUGCCAGUUCUGUGACGCCGUCCUCAACAACUAUUUCGGUGAUGGCGCCCCCGGUUCACCCACAGCCAGCCAGGACUCGGUAGACGCAAACCUCCAGAAACUGACACAGCUUGUUAACAAAGAGUCCAACCUUAUCGAAAAGAUGGAUGACAAUCUGCGCAGCAGCCCCCGCAAGGCGGACCCCAAGCCCUCCGCCCCUUCCAGAGAGAGGAACUCCACACCAGCAUGACCCCACCCCCCAGCAAAUCCUCCUCACAAGGGUCUUUCAGGAAGUAAACAUCUGCACUACGUCAUAAUCUGCUGCCCCGCCCAUUCUCCCUGUUGCCCCGCCCAUUAUACCUGCUGCCCCUCCCAUUCUACCUGCCCUAUGAGGGUUGCAUGGUUGCGGGUUCAGCUCUCAGUUGGGACACUGCUGCACAAGCCUUGAGUGAGGUGCUUUACCUGACUCAGGUAAAUAUGUUCUGAACAAGACCAUGCCACUUACGUAGGUGUCUGUCUAACGAAUGAUGUGUGUUCAGCUCGCUAGAGAGCGGUUUGCAGUGCAGUCUGGGACGCAUGAAAGGACACACCUAUGUACAGGGAGAAGGGCUUAUAUUAUGACCAUUUCACAUAAAACCCCCAAUGUCUGUCCUAUUAUUUUCCGUAGACUUUCCUCUUGGGAUUUUGAGAUUUCUAUUAUGAUGAGAACAUGGCCUUAUUGUAAUGUUCUUGUUGAGUGUUGAUCCUGAACAGCCAAGUUCAGCUGCCAGAUCAUGUAAGUUUCGUGAAAAACUCAAAAAAUGAAAUAUUAUUACCUUCUCAGUAUGUUUCAAGCACGGCAAAAGGGAGUGUUUUAAGCAGGGAUGUAUUUUAUUAUUGUCUUCUAUCUUUUGGAAUAGAAGAAGGUGUUCUUUAAGAUGCUUGGUCUGAUGGUUGCAUGCUGUGGCUUGGAGCAGAAUGUGAAAGGAUUGCGUCAAAAUGAGGAAUGUUACUGACGUUGAGCGGCAAGUUGCUAGCUGAACUUCAGAAUGACCAUUGACCAGACAUUCAUUUCAACAAUAAUACAAGACAAGAUCUUAUACUAAGAACUGAAAUAGCAUGCACUAGGGACUGUGAUUCUUGAGAAAUAAUCAGGAACACCGGUGCCAUCUGGAUUUAAUUACAGGAAAAAUGCUUUGCUUUUCUACACGCUCGUAAAUGGGUAUCGUAAAAAGCAGUUGAAAUCGCAAAAUGGCCGCCCAGGUUCAUUGGUGGUUGGAGGUGAAAAUGUUUUAACUGGAAAUGUUAUAUUUAUAAUUGGAUGACGUAUGACUGCAAGCACUUUAAAAGAUUUUUUUUUGUUGCAUGUGACAGUAAUACUGAUUGUGCAGAACCGAUCUGUGCAUGUUACUGAGCACUGUAUGAAGACACCAGGAACCAUAACCCUUUCUCUUGAACCAAGACUUAAAAAUCAAAGAGCUGCUAUUAUUUCAGGUAUAUGCAGCAAUACACUUGUGGAGCAACUGUUAGUUCUGGGUUACUGUUUAGUAGUUGGGCUAAAAUCAUCAGAACUGUCCUGCAUUGCAUUCACAUCAGCCACGCAUCACCAGGUUUGAUAGCGGUGACAGGAAAAUUAUGUUUAACAACUCGAAAGGAUAAUAUUGUCAGUCAAGCUACAGAGCACAUAUAUGUAUAUGAACAUGUAAACUGUACAAUUCUGCUGGUCUACUGAAGCAGUGGUCUGUGAAGCAGGUUUGUGGUUGAGCUGUGGGUGAAAGAUACAGGAUUUUUUACUGACAGGUUCUAUGGGGAAUAUUUUGAAAGUCUUGAAUGAUGGAGAGAGGUUCUACAAUGAAAAAUGUAAGUUUUGUUUUAUCGGGAUAGACAAACACACACUUAUAUAUAGAGCCUGCUUAUAUAUAGUUAUUUGUAGAAUCUUCUGUAUUAGUGCUUUUUAUGUUUUCACUUUCUUGGGAUUGCUUUGCAGGAAGUGUUCAUUAUAUUUUGCAUAGGCCAGCACAAAAGUGGGCUUGAUAAUAUAUAUGCCUCUGUUCUUUGCACGGCCUUUGAAUAGUCAUAAAUUUGUUUGAUAGGACAGAAUAUGUACCCUAUUCAUUUAUGCUUUUUGUGUCAGUGAUGAUGUUUUUGCAGUUAUUGAGAAUGGACUUUAAUGAAUGAAGGCAUAUCGUAAUCUUAUUGGUUGCCACUCUUACUGGUACAGGAGGUGAGAUUUCCUUCAUCCUGUCCAUAAUCUGUAGUAAUACAGGAAGCUGCUUGUUUGUUAGAACCAAUAUGGCUGGCCUAGGGAAAAUGUACAAUGUGCAGCAUAAAAGAAUCAUGAAUGUUGCGAUAUAUUAAUUUGGAAGCCAUACUUUUAAAAUGAUUUUACCAAAUUAUGUAGGCUAUUCCUUUGAGACAGGCUUUCCAGACUUUCCACUGACUUUCCAGAAUUGUAUAACUUGGUGUGCGGUGAAAUAGCUGUUCAGUUCGGCUAUAGUUACAUACCUUUUGAUUAUUCACUGUGUGUUUGUAUAUUACAGUACAGGAUUGAAUCACGGUUGAGGGAAACCAGGCUGUGCUAUCAGCUUGUUAGUAGAUUUGUGUGGAGAAAAUAGGGAUUCUUAGCUUCCUUCUUAUAUUUGCUUGGCAAAAUGUUACUGUUGUGCAUUCUGACAUGACUUCUAGAACUCACUGAUCACUGCUUUCCUAUACCUGAUUUUGUUUGCCAAAUUAAAUCAUAAGACCUUGAUUACAUUAUACAGCAGAGAAAUCAGCAUUAUGAUAUAGAAUUACUGAAAAGAAAUCUCACGAUCACCUCCCCUAAACAGGUGUAUUAUCAUUAUCAAUGUACUUCAACCAAAUGUUACUUAGGCCUCUACAAAAUAGUCAUCAUUUCCACACAGUAACAUGUCCAGUUUUAAUGCAACACUAACAGUUUAGUACAACUUUUAACAGAUAACAUUUGGUCUCACUCUGGAAUGUGGGACCAAAUGUGAUCUGUAUCUUAAGAGUUAAUUGAACACUGUUAGAUUUGAAUUAACACCGGACAUUUUACUGUGCAUAAGUGGCGCAGUGAGCAGUAGAUGAAAGUGUCUUUUCGGGGUGUUUAUUAAUGGUUAUGACAGAUUAAUUAGGUGUCAUCCAUUUUGUUCCAUGCCAGCCACACCUGCUACCGACUGCUCUGCAUCCCUUGAAUGUAAACUGACAGUGAUGCUCUUAAUUUCUCCCAUAAUGCAUUUGGAUCGCAUAGCUCUCAAGCACUACUGGAGGAACAAAGCCAGUUCACACAUUAAGAUCUGCGCUGAGAACUGGAUGUUACACUGUUUGGAUUGAAUACGUUUUGUGUCCAGAAUUACCAGCAGGACUGACUCUGACAUGGAAUACAUGGAUUUUGAUUCUGAGGAUUUCUUUCCUUGCGAAGUACGAACUUGUUUUGUGUAAAAAAAAACCUAGUUCUUGAAAUGUAACAUUAUUGGAGUGACAGUAUACGUUAUUGGUUAUGUUUUGAUUAUUCCUAAAAGUUCCUGGCACUCAUUUCUAUUAAGUUCCAUUCCGAAUAAUCUGGCUUGAAAUUUAUUUUCGAACUGCGCACAAUCCUUUUGGGCUACGAAUGUCAGAUUUUGUUUUUCAGCUUAUAAAAAUAGCUCUGUUCAUGUGAUAAAAUGAGUUGUUCUGUUGGUGUUGGAAUUCAAAACUGUGUCUUUGAAUCCCCACCCUACACUGGAAGCACCACCAGUACUUACUACUUUAUUUUUAUUUUUUGGAAGAAUGGUGACUUCACCCACAGACAGAAAUGUACACAAAAACACCUCAUUAAUGCAUUCCACUUAAACAGCGAGAUGAUUAAACCCAAGGGAUUAUGGUACAACGUGUGUGUGUGUGCGCGCACGUGUGUGUGUGUGUGUGUGUGCGCUUCAGUUUUCAUUCUUUAAAUAACAAUUGUUGGUAAAUGCAAGUUUCCAUAGAACAGGUGCUCUAUUGUCAUGAAUACAUUUCUCAGUAUCUCAAUAAAUGUAAAUACUCUGUAGAAAUGUAGAAAAUGUGAGAUGUAAGAAAAUGUAAAAUAUAAAUUUGCCUCAUUUACAGAAGGGAUCAUUGACACACAUGCAGAGAUAAAUUCCAUGACCUGAGUUUGCAUGUGAAUAUUCCAAAUGAUGUUAAUAAAGCUUGUAAAAGCCACUCACAGGCCGUACAGUUCUCAGAAGUGGUACUGUGUGCCUUGUCUGUUUACAGUUGUAGAGAUACGAUUCCUUUAACUCUCAUACCCUCUGCAAAAAAAAGGUGUUAUUUUCCUAAAUGAUAUUACAGCAGUGUAUUGUGUACUGCUAGCAGUUUUAUAAAUGAGAAGCUAUGAAAGCAGCUAUUAUUAUUAUUAUUAUUGUUAUUAUUAUUAUAAAGGCUAUCGGAUGAAUAUUACAUGUUUUGUGUGAUUAGCUAAAUAAAGAGCAGUACAUUAUAACACAAUUCCAGUUUGUUCAUGUAGUACAGUGUGUUUUUCAGCUGUGUUAUGCUGUCUGGGAAAAGGGUUAGUGCUUUGUCCAGAACAGAAGGUGACAUUUUUUGGACAUUAAAGCAGUUGACUGCAAGUUCAUUCUACAAUGGAAGGACUCCUUUCUUAUUGGUAAUUGCGCGUCAGCCAUCUCUUGUAUGUCUGGCAACAAAGUUUAACAGAAAAUAUUUCCUUUAAUUCUGUAGAUAUACACAAUUGUGUUCAUAACGAUAUGAAAUAUUGUAUUUUCCAGUGACAUUAAUUGCUUAGAAUGAGUCAGAUAUAAUUUGAUGAGGGUAAUGUAUUAUCAAUGAUUCCCUUUAGCUAGAAUGCUAUUAGGAUUGAUGGAUAGCAGUGAUAUAAUUGGCUAUUAUUUAUUUAAAUCGCAUAUUCAUCAUCCUGUGUUUAAGGAUCUCCAGUAAUGUGGAUUUCCUUUUUCUGGUUAUACUCUAGUACUUUCUGUAAUAGUACAGUCUGCAAACUUCUAGACUGUUCAUGCUUUAUCUUGGAGUGUGAUUGAAUAGAUUUGGCUGUCAGAUACAAAACACACCAAAAAUGAUUUUUUGAUAAAUUGUUGGUCAUUACAAGAUGAAAUAUCUUGGACUAAGAAUGUUUAAGGAUUUUUAAACAAGUUCUUAUAACAUGGAAAUCUGAGAUCGCAUUUUGCCCAAUUUCAACAUAUUUUCUUGUUUAUUGUGAAUUGUCAAAUAUUUUCUUUUCUCUAUAUAAAAAUCGUAUGCUGUUUUGUUUUGUCAUAUAACAUGAAGAUACAGACAUCUUAUAAAGAGACAUCUCAAAUAGUUUGUAAUUCCAAAAUGUGUGCCACCUUUGGAGUUUGCGUUGCUGUGUGUUUUUGCCUUUGUGUUGUAUAUUAGAUUCAUUUUAAUGUAGUUUUCUUUUCUUUUUUUUUGUAGUUUUCCAAGGGCUGUGUGUAUAUAGUGCAUGUUUUUUGCUGCCUUGUAUAGCUGUACAGGGUACCUUAAAACAUAUUUUAUCACUUUGUGUUCAGUGUCCUUAAUGUUACGCCAUGCCUUUUAUGUAUGUUAUGUAUGUCUGGGGAGGGAAAUUUUCAUUUUACCUAAACAUCUAACUAGUCUAAAAUUUAGGCACAAUUAACUAUAUACAGUAUUCUGCAUUAUGGAGUAGAUAUGACCUGAAUAUAUGAAGGAUUGCCUUCCCUAGUUAAUUUGAAUGUGGCUAUAUUAUCUAAUUUACUGUAAGUGCUUUGCUUGUGUUUGGAGUUUCCAUCAUAUUUGUGUUGCACCACAUCUUGUCAAAGUAAACUAGGGUGUGCCUA